AUGGCUUCAAUUUCGGUUUCCACGUACAUCAUGGCUUUCUUCUUACUGAAUCUUUACUUGAAAGUUGUAGCUGCAGAGCCAUAUCUAUCAUUUUCUUUCAAGAACUUUGGUAAAGAUUCAGAAGAAUUUGAAUCACGGGUUGCUCUGUAUGGUGAUGCUAAGGUUUCUAAUGAUAGUAUUCAAAUUUCUGGUUCUGAGAUUUCUAGUUCUGGGAGGGUCAUUUACAAGAAACCUGUUCAGUUUGUUGAAGGAAACCCGAGAAAUAUGGUGUCUUUUUCUAUGUAUUUUGUGUUUUCCAUGUCUAGUGAAAAGGGAGAUGGCUUGGCCUUUAUUAUAGUUCCUGCUAGUUUUCCUUUGAAUGUUUUUGAUGGUUGCUCAAUGGGACUGUUGGGGGACAGAAAAUUAAGGUUUCUUGCUGUUGAAUUUGAUACUUUUAAGGAUGAAAAGUAUGGUGAUGUGAAUGGUAAUCAUGUUGGGGUUGAUAUUGAUAGUCUUGUAUCUGUUAAAGUGAGCAAUGUUUCAUCAAUCAAUUUUGUGCUCAAUAGUGAUGAAAAAUUACAGGCCUGGAUUGACUAUGAAGCAAAUUCUAAAAGAAUCGAGGUGAGGCUAAGUAAGAUAGGUGUCAUUAGGCCAGUCAACCCGUUUCUUUCUUAUCCUAUUGACUUGUCACAAAUGUGGGAAAAUGAGGAUGUUUUAGUGGGAUUGAGUUCAUCUGGUGGGAAUUCAUCGCAAAAGUGUAAUGUGCAUUCAUGGAGUUUUAGGACGAGAACUGUCCCACAUUGGAUGCAUUCAGAACCAAUGGAUCCCGAGUCUUUUGUGGAGAAGGGAGAAGAACUGAAUGUUCGUAAGAGAAGUGAGUGUGUUGAGAGAAUACUUGCUGCAUUAAUUUUUAGCACCGGAUGUGGAGCAUUGGGGGCAUUCACUGCAUUGUUUGUUUGGACUAUCUUUGCAAAUAGGCGUCCUGUGCCGCCGGAGGAAUAUAUUGUGCAACCGAAGGAACAUGCUUUGCAGCCGAAGGAAUUUGAGUACAAAAAGUUCAAUAUUUCGGUAGAUAAGGCAAUUGAAGAUGGGUCUCUUCAAGAUUAG
This is a messenger RNA of Fraxinus pennsylvanica, 1086 nucleotides long. Lineage: Eukaryota; Viridiplantae; Streptophyta; Magnoliopsida; Lamiales; Oleaceae. The record is from the annotation of a GenBank genome assembly.